This is a messenger RNA of Aspergillus nidulans FGSC A4, 2805 nucleotides long. Its product is annotated as protein pod6. Gene Ontology annotation, molecular function: protein serine/threonine kinase activity; ATP binding; kinase activity. Lineage: Eukaryota; Fungi; Ascomycota; Eurotiomycetes; Eurotiales; Aspergillaceae. The record is from RefSeq and is a predicted model, not a curated record. The transcript has 6 exons. Bases 1 to 2805 code for a protein of 934 amino acids.
AUGGAUGCUCCUCGUACCUCACGUUUUCUGGACCCGACGUCAGCCGUGGCCGCAAUCACGAAGCACAAAGCAGAGGCCAUUCGGCUAGCACGAGAGCAAGGUGCUGCCGUCCGUGAGAUGUGUCGCCGGGCGAAGACAGAGACGCCCCCGUAUGAGUUCGAAGAGCUCAUUGGUAAGGGCGCCUACGGUCGUGUGUACAAAGGCCACCAGCUUCCGUCUCGAGAAGUCGUUGCUAUCAAGGUUCUUGAUAUCGACUCAUUAGAUUAUAAAUCGGUGCGCGAUUUCAAGGAUGAGUCGAUUAAGGAUUUCAUACAUGAAACGAAGGUGAUGAAGCAGGUCAAGGAUGCUGGGGCGAAGAAUAUCAAUGAAAUCAUAGAGGCGGUGUCUAUUCAUUCACAGCUCUGGUUGGUUUGCGAGUAUUGCCCAGGUGGUAGUGUUAGGACUUUGAUGCGAGCAACUGGUGAUCGACUCGAGGAGAGGUUUGCUAUCCCGGUAGCUCGUGAGCUGGCUGCUGGAUUACGUGCUAUACACGAUGCGGGCAUCAUCCAUAGAGAUAUUAAAGCUGCCAAUGUCCUUAUUCAUGAGGAAGGAAGACUACAAAUAUGUGACUUUGGUGUUGCUGGUGUUCUCCAGUCACAAAUGGAUAAACGAUCGACCUGGAUCGGUACACCCCACUGGAUGCCUCCAGAAAUGUUCACUGCCAAGCAGGAUCAUCAGUACAGUAGCGAGGUUGACGUUUGGGCAUACGGUUGUACACUGUUUGAACUUGCUACAGGAAACCCGCCAAACGCAAAUCUUCGAGAGAGAAUGCAGAUUGGCAGACAGUUGAACAGAAAAACACCACAACUAGCAGAUGGCGGUGAAUACCCUGAGGGUUUGAGAGAUCUAGUAGCAUAUGCUUUGAACUCAGAUCCGGUUACCCGACCAUCAAUGGCGGAUAUUUUAUUACACCCCUAUAUUGCGAAUUCCGAGGAAGAGUACCCAACAUCAUCCCUGAGCGAGCUCGUCCGCAUAUACUACCAAUGGUCCCAGCGCGGGGGCCAACGCAUUUCUCUAUUUCAUCCUGGCGGAGCUGCAGCAGCGGAAGUGCCAGAUGUUGAAUCAGAUAUUGAUGAGGAUUGGAAUUUCAGCACGACGGAUGACUUUGAGAGAAGAUUCUCCGUUAUUGACCUUGAUCAAUUGGCGGCUUCACUAGCUGAGCUAGAGCAGGAGAUCAAGGACACGACCGGUCAGCCACAGCAGGAACCGGCCGACGAGCCGGCAGAGACUGAGAUGACAGAGCAAGACAAAGCCAAUUUUGACGAAAGAGUGCGCCGAGGUGCUGCAGCCAUGGAAGGCCUCUUUGACGAAGAAAAGCCCAGCUACAAAUACGAGACGAAAAACGACUUUGUGCCUAUUGAGCAAAAGGCCCCUGUAUCUGAUCUUCCUCUUCGCACCGACACUGACCGCUCCUCGGUCACAUCGACAUUCAUCGAUAUUGACAUUCCCUCCUUUGAUUCUUCCCACUAUGCCGCUGGCGCCACAACCGCCCAGCCAUUCCAGCUUGCUGAUGCAGAUACCAUUCGCGCUAAUAGAUCUAGCGGACGAAACCGCAGCUUUAACGAAGGCCGGUCACGGUCCUCGAGUAGUGAAGUGCGAAGCAGCGUGGAUAUACAAGAAACUUUUCAACCUCGCACCGGGCCGCGGCCACCCACCAUGGACUGGAAAUUCCCAUCCUUCAUGACGGCUCCCACGGAAGAGCCAGAGUCAGAGUCCGUUUCGGAGGUUGACUCGGGUGCAGAGGCUGGGUCUGAAUCCGAGCCUGAACGUAUUGCGCGCGACUCUCUAACGCAGCCCCUGACAUUCGCCCCGGCCGAAAAACGAGCCACAAUGGAGUGGACGUUCCCUGUGAUGACCACAUCUACAGACGACGACCACGUUAGUCCUCGAAACAGUUCUUCCGCAGAAGAAGACGGGGAGCCCAGCCGCCAUGACACGCUCAAGGCCAGCGAUGCAAGGUUCAGCAGUAUCGGUGAACCGGGCGACAGUGAUAGGGACAUCUCCCGCCCGUCGACAUCUGCAUCGGUUCAGUCAAAUGUUUCUGCAAGCUCAGAUACAGACUACGACCCCUUUCGCUUCGAUCGCCCUCCCUCGCCCCCGGAGGGUAGCCCACAAUCCAAGCAGCAGCAACAGUUCCUAAACAACGAGUACCCCGAACUCCUCACAUCCGUUGGAUACAACCGCUACUCACACUCUUCAAUAAUAGAAGGCCCAGGUCCAGACGAGGAAGAAGACACAACAUCCGUCUGGCAAAAUAACAUCACCACCACUGCGCCCCCUGCAUAUCCCCAAACAUCAACGCCAAUGCAGAUGCAAACGUCCUACUCGGAGCCCUUCCCCACCGCCAUCCCCCACAAAGAUCAACGUAUGCGCGCCUUUCCCGGGAUCGGAGUCGCACCUACAAGCACAGACUCCGAAUCAGGACAUGGAACCAGCUUCGAGCCCCUCCACACAGCACGCUACAACCCUACCACUUUACACAUCCCUUCCUCGAUAGAAGGAAUGUCCCCUAUCAAAUUUCCGGACCUCGUCCCACCACGCCUUGAAGUUCUGAUGGAUGGCGCUGGAGAAGCUGCAACGACUGCGGAGUUGAAUCGGUUGCUGGGGGACUUCCUGGAUGCGCUGUCUGCGACAGGGUCGGCAUUGUCCAGGACCAAGGUCAGUAUUGGUGGCAGUGCGGGAAUGGACCAAAAUGUAUAUACCAUCUGCAUCACCGUUGAUUAUUGUACUCAGGGCCAGACUGAGCGCGUUCCACAAACCGCUUGA